GUUUCAGGAAUGCAAGGCCUUGGAACAUGCGUAGUGAUCGCUUUGCUGGUCGAUGUGAUGAGCGCAGUGGAAAGAGGACCAUUCAUCACUUGUCUGAACCGAUCGAACGGAGAUAUCACACAACUCCAUCAAAUAGCUAUGGUUACCACAAUGUACAAUGCACUUCCGCCGUCUUCUAGAUUGAAAUGGAAUUAUAUCAAGGAUUAUGACGGAAAGUACGUCAUCCCUUAUGCUUUCGGAGGAUCUUACGAAAAUGCUGAAAAGGAAAUAAUUCGGCGAGCGAUGGCGAAAGUCGAUAAAAACACGUGCAUUCGAUUUCAUACUCGAUCUUACGAAAAGGACUACGUCGAAAUCCAAAAUCAUGAAGGCGAAGGAUGUUUCUCAACCGUGGGUCGAUAUGGUGGGAAGAGUAUUCUGAUGCUUGAAGCAAGCAGAAUGGGAUCGUGCAUGCAAGAGCAUACAAUAAUUCACGAACUGCUGCAUAUCGUCGGCUUAUGGCAUGAGCAUAUGCGUGAAGAUAGGGACAAAUACAUCGUAGUCCACUGGGACAACAUUCAAAAGGGUUAUCAAAAUCAAUUUGCUAUGGUUGAAAAAUCUGAUGCUGUUACGUACGGCUUACCAUACGAUUACUUGUCCAUAAUGCAUUAUGGAAAAACUGCAUUUGCUAAUCCUAGAUCCAUCUCGAUGGAGCCAAUGGAGAAGCAAUACUUGGAUCUCAUAGGAAAAGCGAAGGAGCCAUCGGAAAAUGACUGGAUAAAAGUGUGCGCGAUAUACGAGUGCAAAACGUGUAUGGGAAGAAGGAUUAAGCAGGAAAACUACAUUCAAGCAAGUGCGACAACGAGGAGGCCAGCAUUUCAACAGCCAAGUACAAGUUGCAUAGACAAGGAUCUCUUAAACUGUUACUUCAUGGACAAAAAUGGAACCCUUGACUGUGCUAAAUAUAAGCAUCUGUGCUGUGGCACAUGCAUAGCUUUGGCCAAGUUGGCCAAGUAUGGUAGAGCACCAUUCAAGACAUCAAAAGCUUAGGUUAAGCGUAACAGACACGUUACGACAACGGAAACAUCGGAAACGCACACUUGGUGCUCUUCAUUAAUUUUAUCUGUGAGAGUUUAGUCAUGUAACUGG
Cylicocyclus nassatus is the source of this 1125-nucleotide messenger RNA. Lineage: Eukaryota; Metazoa; Nematoda; Chromadorea; Rhabditida; Strongylidae. The record is from the annotation of a GenBank genome assembly.